Messenger RNA from Malus domestica (apple), 1234 nucleotides. RefSeq lists its product as uncharacterized. Gene Ontology annotation, molecular function: protein binding. The record is from RefSeq and is a predicted model, not a curated record. Lineage: Eukaryota; Viridiplantae; Streptophyta; Magnoliopsida; Rosales; Rosaceae.
UCCUACGCGCACUCUCUGCACCCUUUUCACUCUUCACUCUCAUGGCAGCUGAGCUACAGCCACUGGAAGCUCCAAUCACCGCCGGCCCGACAAUUCUAACCACCACAACGACAGAACCGAUAAAUACAGCAACAACCUUAACUGCCACAACGGCAAUAGCAACCACAACGGCCGUACACACCGCGGAGAACCACGGCCCCCAAUUGGGCCCCAAACGGCAGCGCCGCCCCAGCGUCCGAUUAGGCGAAAUCGGCGACCAGCCUGCCGCCACUGCCUCAUUUGAAUCACAUAUGCGACGAGCCAGGCCCAGCUGGAGGCUCCCCAAGGACUCCAAAUCGGUCAAGGCCCGGUCGAUCACCAACCUCGUCAACGGCAACGAGUCCAACGAAACGACGCCGCACGAUGAGAGGAACCAAAACGGAGACGGAGGGUUCGAGUUCGGGGGCCGGAGAUUCAAGGCGAAGCGAGCCACGGGGACCAAGAGGGUCCGAUCGAAUUGGGCUUCCAAUUCGAAGCUCGACGACGGCGGCGACAGCAGAGAGGAGGGAGGAGAGUGGUUCAGCGUGGACCCCGAUCAGGAUAGUCCGGUGAGGGACAGCAGCCCGCUGAACUCGGGGGAAGACACGGGGCAGGAUAUGUGGGAUGGGCAGAGGAGGAUGGCGGGAAACUGGGCUAGGGCAUCGGAGAGCAGGGAGAACGACGCUGUUGAAGCGGAUAACAUGCCGGAAUCGAAUUGGAGUGGAGUGAGGUCGUGGCUGAUAGAAUUGGGGCUGAGCCGGUACACGCCGGUGUUCGAGAUACAUGAGGUGGACGACGAGGUGCUGCCGAUGCUGACAUUGGAGGAUCUUAAGGAUAUGGGAAUCAACGCCGUUGGUUCGCGGCGGAAAAUGUAUGCCGCCAUUCAGAAGCUCCGCAAGGGGUUCUCGUGAGUCUGCCUUUCCUUACAAUUUUUUUCUUUUUUUUUGGUUUGGUUUAGUAGAAUAGUGUACUCUUUUUGUUCUUACAAUAACAUAAUCCACAACAAUGAUAAUCAUAGUUUGUGUUGUAACAUCAGCUAUUUGUUCAUCUUUUUUGUAUUUUAAUUGUUGUUUUCCCCUCAAUGCAAUGGUAAGGCUGUGUACGAUACACGUUCAUUCCCCGACCCUCGCAAAGCGGAGACCCUUGUUGACUUGGUGUCACCCUUUUUUAAUUGUAGUUUUCCCAUCAAUGCAAUGAAAUUUUCUUUAGUUUUUGA